AUGGGACAUCCUGUAUAUCAAGACCUUGUAAUGUCCCACUCCCUAAUUUUCAGUAAACAGAAUGGCUUUAACUGUGCUCUCGAUCUGGCAGUACAAGCCACUCAAGCUUGUCAAUUCAAGGAUUGGUGGUGGAAAAUACAAUUAGGAAAAUGUUAUUAUAUGUUAGGAUUGGUUCGAGAUGCCGAGCAGCAAUUCAAAUCUGUUUUAAAGGAUACCAAAAAUAUCGAGACGAUCUUGAGAUUGAUUCGAGUAUACGUAAGACUGGAUCAGCCUUUGGCUGCACUCGAUGUUUGUAAAAAAGGACUCGAUUAUUUUCUCAACGAUGUAUCAAUACUAACGGAAAUGGCUCGCAUAUUUGAGGGCCUAAACAAUAUGCCUAUGUCAAUGAAGUAUUACAAGAUAAUAGCUCAAGAAGAUGCCUCUCAUACGGAAGCAAUAGCUAGCAUUGGUAUGAAUCAUUUUUACAAUGAACACCCAGAACUAGCUUUGCGUUAUUACAGAAGACUCUUGCAGAUGGGUGUGUACAAUGCUGAGCUCUUCACAAAUCUUGGACUUUGUUGCUUCUAUGCGCAACAAUUCGAUCAUUCAAUCUCCUGCUUCGAGAGAGCUCUUGCGCUUGCAAAUGAUGAAAACGCUGCUGACGUUUGGUACAACUUGUCCCACAUAGCCAUUUUCAUAGCCGAUUACGCAAUGGCGGAUCAAUGUUUAAGAUUGGCUAUCGCUGCUGACAGUAGGCAUGCUCCGUCAUACAAUAACCUUGGGGUGCUGGAAAUAAAGAGAAAUAAUUCAAUAGCGGCGAGAACUUAUUUUCAUGCAUCAGCUAGUAUUGCUGAAUACAUGUACGAGCCGCACUUUAAUAGUGCACAUCUUGCAUUUGAAAUGGAUGAUUUGCAGACAAGCUAUAAUGCUGUAAAGAAAGCAUUAACUGCGUAUCCAGAGCAUUGUAAUAGUAAAGAGUUAUUCAAGAAGCUAGAAGCUCGUUUCAGUGAAAUGUAAAACGUUUCUCUGUGGUAAGUAUGCAUAUUUUUGUAGAAUUGUAUUUAAUCCUCUAGCUUUUUGCCUAAAGAGUUAUUUACAAUAAAGAAUUUAGAUACAUGAUUAUCAUUAGGAUCUUGAAAGUGAAUUGGAUCAAGAAGGUGAACCUUAUAGAUGGCUUGUGUUUGAUUUUCAACUGUAAAUUAAAAUUC
This is a messenger RNA of Orussus abietinus, 1187 nucleotides long. RefSeq names its product tetratricopeptide repeat protein 8 (gene BBS8). The coding region runs from base 1 to 996 and encodes 331 amino acids. Gene Ontology annotation, biological process: non-motile cilium assembly. NCBI's taxonomy places the organism in Eukaryota, Metazoa, Arthropoda, Insecta, Hymenoptera, Orussidae. The transcript is spliced from 6 exons. Gene Ontology annotation, cellular component: non-motile cilium; BBSome; ciliary basal body. The record is from RefSeq and is a predicted model, not a curated record. Gene Ontology annotation, molecular function: protein binding.